AUGAGAAAUUUUCUUUUUCAAGUUAAAGACUUUUACAUUUAGCAAUUUCUCACUGUCAAAGGAAUAUGGAGGAAAUCUCUUGAACUCUCAAUAGGGUUUUUAAUUGUUGAAAACAUCUAGUUGUUAUCCUUGAUUACUCAAACCAUACCUGUCCUUAAUAAAGCCGAAUAUUUAGACUUCAUCCAUUAUAUUUUGAAUAUAUUUCGAUUCUAUAGUGUCUUAGGAGAGUAUAUAGAGAUGCACAUUCUUUUCAUGUUAAUAGGAUUCAUACUGACCUUUUUAACCUUUAUCUGUUUAGUAAUAUUGAUCUUAAAUACUUCAGUUAGAAUAAAUUAAAAUGGAUAAAUAAUUGAGAUGACUCUUGAAAUUAACAGAUAAAAAGAAAUAGAGCAAAAUACUAUGAUCAAAUAAUUCAUUUCAGUUUACAUGCAAAUUUAUUACAUGCUAAUGAGAAUCCCUUUACUUUAUUCUCACUUUCACAUUUUGAAUUAUUAUCAAAAGACAAAUUCACUUAACUAGUUCUUGCUCUUUGGUGCUAGUAUUUCCAUGUUUUCAAUAGCACUUCAGUUGAUUUUCAGCUUAAUUAUUGAUUUACAUUGCUUUGAAUUUAAGAUGAAAAACCAAGAUUUCUUAGGAAGAUUUAAUUAAUAGAAAGUGCAUUUAGUAUUUGCAUUUUAAACAAUGAUAGUCAUAUUAAUAGGAUUGGAAGUAAACACCAUAACAGUUCAAGUCUUUUACCUGAUAUAUUUAUUGAUGAAUGUAAUUAUGAGUUAUCACUAACUUGUGUACGUAGAAGUCUAAAUUUCUUAAUUGCAACUUCAUAUCUCAAGCUAUUUGUUGAUAUACUAAAUAGCACUUUUGGUAGUUGAACUUAGUGAUGUGGUAGACAAGUUAAAUAUUUUGGGAUUCCUAUUGUUCUUCUAUCCCUUCAUAGCUUACAUUCUUAAAACUCUAACUGAAAGAUAGAAACUAUCCUAAUUAAAAUCUUCAGGAAAUUCUUUAGAAAAAUAAAUACGAUUUAUUUAUCAUUUAUUUAAAAAAUAGAUUAAACUAAAAAAAGAGUAGAGAUCCUUGGAUCCUAUGGAAUCAUUGUUUAUGUACUCGUUCAUAACAAAUCACUUGAGAUAUUGUUCAUAGAAUCGAGAAAGAAAAUUAUAAAAAUAGAUAAAAAUGAAAUUCAAGUGUUUUUGCGAAGAAUUUUCAGAAAAGGAAAACUUUUAAUUUAAUUCAAUAACCUAAAUGAAGAUGUUUGCUAAAGAAUUGAUAUCACAAACCUUAGAGGAUGAGAUUAUAGAAACUUCGAACACAUACUUAACUUUGAUUUACAUCUACUUUUUAGUUUAAGUUAAAAAAUUACCCACAUAAGCAAUAUACGAAGUGAUUAGAUUGUCGAUGCAAUCAUAAGGCAUGGCACUUAAGGAAUAAGCAAUUAUUUAUAAAUUAAAAUAUGAUGCUUUGGAAGAGUUUGAUCAAUUAGUUAAAAAGAAUGAUCUUAAAAAUUAGAAGUACAUUUUCAAAAGAGUCUAUCAAUACGAAGAAUCUCUGUCUAUUAUUAAAUAGAAUAUGUGCUUAAUUGCAAGAUAAUUUAAGGAAUGGUAUGGAUUGAUACUUACAUCCAUAAUUGAUAUUGAUUAAUUGGCAACCAUUGGAUUUGAGAUAUUAAGUAAUAUGAAAGCUGUUGAGUCUCAAUUACAGUAAGCAUUUACUAUAAACCCACUAUCGAAUGAAUGUGACACCAUCUAUAAUCUGUUCUCUAAAUAUAUAUAAUAUAACAAGAGUCGACCUAAACUAUACCGAUUGGAAGGAAAAUUGGUGACUUUUUUUAUGUAAUCAAUCGAAAAAACAAUAUUUGAUCCAGGCAGUUGUGUUAUUUAAAUUACCUUACUGUAACCCAGAGGAAAUGUCAUAAGAUACACAAGAUCAUUUUAGUAGGCAAUUGGGUUUAAGGAUGAAGAGAUUAAAGAUUAAAAUAUACACAGAUUCAUGCCUCAAAUAAUUGCUGAUGAUCACGAUAUGUAUUUAGAUAAUUUUGUAGAGAGAGGGAGAAUUAUAGUGGUAAGAUCAGAGGUUAGAGUGAUAUUGGGUAAGAAUAAGGGUUAAUUUUUGGUUCCUAUUAAUACUAGAUUGAGAAUUGAAACAAGUCCAACUGAGUUUGGUGCUACUGCUCUAAUUACACCUGUGAAUCUGACAUUUGGAUAUAUGAUUUUGAAUGAGAAAGGAUAAAUUGAAGAGAUUACUCAGAAUAUUUUUGAGGAGAUGUUUUAAAAGCAUUUGGGAAUAUCAGUUUAAUAAAUAAGAGGACUGGAUUGCUUAUUUUUUGUACCUGAAUUAGCUAAAAUUUGGGAAGAGAUUUACGAUUAAAAUUUUGAUAAAUUAGAUAGAAAGUUCGAAUGUUAAUUCAUCAUUCCAUUAAUUAAUUAAAACAAAAGCAUGUCGUAGUCAUAAUUAUCAAAAAGUUUAUCCAAAUUAUAUUUUUAAAAAUAAAUUUAUAAGAAUUUUGAAAAUUAGCCUACUGAAAAUGUUAUUUUUCUUGUUUAAUUACAUGUUAUGAGUUUGGUUACUAUCAAUUUGAGAUUAGUGAUUUUGGAAUUGUAAGAUUUUAGAUUGAUGCCCAAUUUAAAGAUUUCAAGUAAAUAAAUAAUAUAGUUAAGGGGGAGAACAUCAAAAUAAUUUAAUAUUUAAUAAUUUCAAAACUCUACUAGUUAUAGAGAGAAUGCAAGUUUAUUAAAUUCUCCUUGGGUAUUAGACUGUGAUUUAGAUCACGAUUUAUUGGAAGAGGAAGAGAGGAUGAUUUAUGAAGUGAAAAACUAAUUAGCUACAGUAAAUAUAACAAAUACAACUCAUCAUUAAUAAAUUUAACUAAUAUAAUAUGCCGAAGAUGAAAUUCAGAAUGAAAAUGAAAGUCUAUAGGAACAAAAAUAAAAUGUUCCCAAAGAAGGUUAACCUUCAAUCAAGAUUGAUGAAAAGAAGAAGAAUUAAAUGAAUAAAGUUGAUAACUAAAAUAAUAUGUCUAUAGGCAGUAGAUCAUCGUAAAACAACCAGUCAUAACUAAAACGGUAAAUGCGAGAUUGCUUGAGUGAAAAUUCAACUUUAAACAAAAAACAGGCAUUUGUGUUACUGGCAUUUUAUUUAUCGAUAAUAGGAUCUUAUAUUCUUAAUUGCUUACUUUUCUCUUCGAAUUACCAGAAGAUUUAAUAAAAUCAAUCUAGUCAGAAUCUGCCCUAUUAAUUAUCUUAUUUUUAUAAUGAAUUUGUGAUUUCUUCUUACUAUUUGAAAUAUAGUUUACUAUUUCCAUUUUCAGAUUUGCAAUAAAUUAGUUUAGAUUUCUAUUAGAGUGAAAUAAAAAAUAUUGAUGAUGCUUUGAAGAAUAUUCCCGAAAUAGAAGAAGUCAAUGUCGAUAAUUCACUUAAUUAAUAAUCGAUUAACAUUAUUUAGCAGAUGAUGAUUCAGAAAAGUAAUUAAUUAAUUAAUUACAAUGCGUUCUUGAAUAAUACUAAGUACUUUGAGAACAUUGUUUAUACUCUCUAUAAAGCAGAUACAACUAGAAAUAUUACUAAUAUCCAAUAUAUAGUUAUAGCUGAAGAAAUAGUUCUAGUGUUAUUUAUUUGUUGGUAUGCAUACAAGUGCAUCAUACUUAUACAGAUGAAAUAAAAAGUAUACAAAUUGUUUUGCACAUUCACUACAGAUGUGAUACAAGAGCAGUACGUAACGUUUUCUUCUUUGCAUUCACUUAUGAACACAGUAAAAUUCAAAAAAGAAGAAACAAAUGAGGAAAAGUUUGAAUUGAUUAUGGGAUAAGCUUUUCAUAAAUAGACCAACAAUUCUAUUUUGGAGAAAUACUAGAAAGUAGGGAAAAGAAUUAAAUAAAAAAAAAAUAAUUCAACUCAAAUAAUCUUUUUCUUAUUUGUUUUGAUAAUGAUGAUAGUUUGUUCCAUAUAUUUUAUAGGAAGCAAUUUAUUGCAUUAAGCAACUAUAGAUAAGGUACUUAUCUAAUUCAAUGAUAAAAUUCUGUUUUAAUAGGCAUAUUACGAGAUUACUUUAGCAUUUGCUUAAUCCUCUGUUUUCAUUUAAACCAAAAUCACCAGUGAUAUCUUGGCAAUUUAAAAUAACACUGUUAAUGAAUUGAAUACUUUAAGAAAGAAGCUGUCGUUGUAUCAAUAGGAUUAAACUAUUUACAACAUUGUAACAAAAUCGGCUUGCAACAUUUUCAAUGAUUCACUAACAAGUAUUUAGUAAUAUGAUGAUUUGUUUUCAUAUGAGCAAUGCAUGAGCAUUCCCAUUUUAUAGGGAGGAUUAAGUGUGAUCUUUGCAGAUUUGUGUGAUUAACAAUUAAGAUUUUUGUAGGAUCUAGAAAAUAAUGCCUCUCAGGAAUAUCUGUAGUAGAAUUAUUAUUCUGCCAUAUCAUAAAUUGAACGUCUUUAUGAUUCUAUGGGGUUUUUUGUUAUUGUCUCAACCCUAACUAAUCAGAUUAAGUAAUCAGUGUAAGACAACAUCAAUUUAGAUAUAAUUUUGGUAGUGUUUUCUGCUGUAUUGAUGACUAUAUCAAUGAUAAUAAUGAUUAUAUCAAUGAGAAAUAUUCGAUCGCAUUAUUAAACAAGCAAAUAACUGCUAACCCUGGUUCCCUUGGAAAGGUUACUCGAAAAUGCUUAUAUUUUAAGCUUUAUUUAGUAAGAUAUUAAACUACAAAAUUGA
Molecule: messenger RNA, 4692 nt
Organism: Paramecium tetraurelia
Lineage: Eukaryota; Ciliophora; Oligohymenophorea; Peniculida; Parameciidae
Exons: 10
Source: RefSeq, a predicted model, not a curated record